Messenger RNA from Nasonia vitripennis (jewel wasp), 306 nucleotides. RefSeq names its product bolA-like protein 3. Bases 1 to 306 code for a protein of 101 amino acids. The record is from RefSeq and is a predicted model, not a curated record. The transcript has 3 exons. NCBI's taxonomy places the organism in Eukaryota, Metazoa, Arthropoda, Insecta, Hymenoptera, Pteromalidae.
AUGAAUAAAAUAAAAAUUUUACAGCUACUGUCAAGAGUUUGGAAUGGACCACAAAAUGUUCUUACAGGGAAACAAGCAGAAGAAAAGAUGACAACUUUAUUGAGAAAUAAAUUUCCUAAAGCUGAACUUAUUGAAGUCUGUGAUGUAUCAGGUGGUUGUGGUGCGAUGUUUGAAAUAAAUGUAAUAGCACCUGAGUUUAAAGGCCUAAACACAGUUAAACAACAUAGAAUCAUUAAUGAAGUACUAAAAGAGGAAAUUAAAGAUAUGCAUGGUAUAAGAAUCCAUACAGCUAUUCCAGACUCAUAG